AAGGAAAUCGUUGGAGGGUGUAGUCGAUUCCAUCCAGACCAGACACUAGAGACUCAGAGAAGAUGUGGCGAAGGUGCCUGAGCACCAGCACGGGCAACGGCUCACGUGAAGCGCUUGCAUCGAAGAAGAAAUGGGAUGCCAUAGUGGUGGGUGGAGGUCACAACGGCCUCACCGCGGCUGCGUAUCUGGCUCGCUCCGGUCUCUCCGUCGUUGUUCUUGAGCGGCGCCACCUCAUUGGUGGUGCUGCCGUCACUGAAGAGCUGAUCCCUGGAUUCAAAUUCUCACGUUGUAGUUACCUUCAGAGCCUCCUACGUCCUUCCGUCAUCAGGGAGCUUGAGCUGGGAAGACAUGGGCUAAAGCUGUUAAAGAGGAAUCCUUCGUCGUUCACUCCCUGUGUUGAUGGACGUUAUCUUCUUUUGGGUCCUGAUGCUGACCUUAAUCACUCAGAGAUUUCUAAGUUCUCCGAAAAGGAUGCAAAUGCAUAUCCAAGAUAUGAGAACCAGCUACAAAAAUUCUGUAAAUUCAUGGAUUCUCUUUUGGAUUCACCUACUCCUGAAACUUCGCAUGGGGUUCUGUCCUUCACUGAUCAGAUGAAGGAUAAAUUACAAAAGUCGGCAUUUUGGGCUCAUUGUAUGCAACAAGCUUUAGCAUUGGGGCAAAAAGAUAUGGUGGCCUUUGUGGAUCUCUUACUAUCCCCAGCAUCGAAGGUUUUGAAUAACUGGUUUGAGAGUGACGUACUAAAAGCAACAUUGGCAACAGAUGGUGUAAUUGGGACCAUGGCAAGUGUACAUACACCAGGGAGUGGAUAUGUUCUGCUACAUCAUGUGAUGGGAGAAACUGACGGUGAUCGUGGCAUUUGGUCAUAUGUUGAAGGUGGGAUGGGCUCAGUAUCAUUGGCAAUAAGUAAUGCUGCUAGAGAAGCUGGGGCUCAUAUUGUAACAAAUGCAGAGGUUCUCCAGUUGAUGAUUAAUGACGAGUCUGGUGCAACUGAAGGGGUUCUACUGGCUGAUGGAACUCCGGUGCACUCAUCUGUUGUUUUGUCGAAUGCAACCCCUUAUCGAACCUUCAUGGAGUUAGUGCCUCAAAGUUUUCUGCCUGAAGAAUUUCACUAUGCUAUAAAAAAUACAGACUAUAGCUCUGGAACAACAAAAAUUAACUUAGCUGUGAAUAGAUUGCCCCAAUUCCAAUGCUGCAAGCCAUCUCUUGAGGCAGGCCCUCAGCAUGUGGGUACCAUUCACAUUGGUUCUGAAAGUAUGGAGGAGAUUGAUUUAGCUUGUCGAGAUGCUUGGAAUGGCUUACCAUCACGGAGACCUCUUAUUGAGAUGACGAUUCCUUCUGUAUUGGACAAGACUAUUUCUCCUCCCGGUAAGCAUGUUAUUAACUUGUUUAUACAAUACACACCCUAUAAAUCUUCAGAGGGAAGCUGGGAAGAUUCUGCAUUCAGAGAGUCCUUUGCUCAGAGAUGUUUCUCCUUGAUAGAUGAGUAUGCACCUGGCUUCAGUUCGUCAAUCAUUGGAUAUGACAUGUUGACACCACCAGACCUUGAAAGGGAGUUCGGUCUUACAGGUGGGAAUAUCUUCCAUGGUGCUAUGAGCUUGGAUUCACUUUUCCUAAUGCGACCUGUUAAAGAAUGGUCAGGUUAUAGGACACCACUACGGGGACUGUAUCUCUGCGGAAGUGGAACGCACCCUGGGGGUGGCGUGAUGGGAGCGCCUGGACGCAAUGCUGCACACGUGGUUCUUCAAGAUAUGAAGAAAUCAUCAUAAUUGACUUCCCUCUCUCUCUCUCUCUCUCUCUCUCUCCACCUGGGAAUCUCAACUUUGUACACUUGUUGGGGUCUCUCUCUCUUUAUAUAUUUAUUAUU
Molecule: messenger RNA, 1864 nt
Organism: Telopea speciosissima
Lineage: Eukaryota; Viridiplantae; Streptophyta; Magnoliopsida; Proteales; Proteaceae
Product: pyridine nucleotide-disulfide oxidoreductase domain-containing protein 2
Exons: 17
Coding region: 63-1766 (567 amino acids)
Source: RefSeq, a predicted model, not a curated record